AUCGACACUCGUACACACUCACGCGCCGCCACCACGUAUGCCUGCCUACCUGGCACAGUUGAACAGUUCACUCACACGACCACACGCUCGCGGUCUCGCGGCGUGAUCGCUGUUCCACUUGAUUACAUCGCAUCACCAAAUAUCGUUAACAAUGUUCUCCGUUCACCGGUGACUGUAUCCUCUAUCUCAAGUGAUCAGUGUGAACAAAUAUGCCGUACGUCAUGGUAAUGGGCAGCCUGAGCGCGCCUCACCUGUCAAAGGAUGAAGGCGCUACUGUGUACGGCUUGAACAGUGAAGAACGGGCGUCUUUAGUGCAAGAACUAAAUUCGUCGUUCGGCAUUCGAGUAGCUACGGCUUCUGAACAAGACAGAACAGUGAAAGUGACACAGAAGGGCCUCACACUAGUGGUGGUGAACCGAGUGCACGGCUUGCUGGGCUACGACGUGGUGUCUCACGCGAUGGCCAUGACCAAUGCGAACAGGGAGCUGGUUUCCUUCACCAUGUACAAGAAGUCCACCAACCACAGUCAUGGUCAUCACAGCCACGGCCAUGGACACAGCCACGGCAGCUCGCACAAAGGCCACAGCAAUGUCGUUACGCUGCUUUGACAGCCGGCGCCUUACGUAACAGGCCAACAUCGUGGCUCGAGUGCUGAUCACCGAGACAACAUUCCUAUUUCGUUAGCUAUAAGAAUAUAUUUUUUUAAAGGACUGUACUUCUAUAAAACUAUUUUAAGCGCAUGAUUUUUAUACUUACAAUGAAGUCGUUGUGAACCAGUAUUUUAUAAUGUAACAGGGUUUAUGAAAUAAAUUGAAUGUUAUUUGAAAUCGGAAUAAA
Molecule: messenger RNA, 837 nt
Organism: Pectinophora gossypiella (pink bollworm)
Lineage: Eukaryota; Metazoa; Arthropoda; Insecta; Lepidoptera; Gelechiidae
Exons: 2
Coding region: 210-608 (132 amino acids)
Source: RefSeq, a predicted model, not a curated record